Messenger RNA from Microsporum canis CBS 113480, 714 nucleotides. RefSeq names its product gankyrin. NCBI's taxonomy places the organism in Eukaryota, Fungi, Ascomycota, Eurotiomycetes, Onygenales, Arthrodermataceae. Gene Ontology annotation, cellular component: cytoplasm; nucleus. The record is from RefSeq and is a predicted model, not a curated record. Gene Ontology annotation, molecular function: protein binding. Bases 1 to 714 code for a protein of 237 amino acids. The transcript is spliced from 6 exons.
AUGGACCCAGAAUAUAAUGCCAAGUUCGCUAUUCAUGAAGCUGCUCGUGAGGGAAAGAUGGUUGAAUCCUUACUCAACGCCAACCCCAAACUCGCAAACCUAAGGGAUGGAGAUGAGAGGCUGCCCAUCCACUGGGCAGUUGCGUAUAACCGGCCAUCAAUAAUUGAACUCCUCAUAUCGAUGAAAGACUUUGACCCAGAUGUUACAGACGCCUCGGGAUGGACACCACUUAUGAUUGCUGCAAGCUUAAAGGACGAAGAAGGGGACCCUAUAAUUGAAUUAUUGCUCCGUAAAGACGCAGAUGUCAACAUAAAGAGUGCAAAUGGACAGAAUGCUAUCCAUUUUGCUACUUCAAAAAACAAUAUAUCUACAGUUCGCCGAUUACUUGCCAACAAAUGCAGUGCGAGAGUGAGGGAUAAAAGAGGCCAACUACCGCUCCACCGCGCUGCAGCAAUCGGUUCUGUCCCGCUGGUCAAACUUCUUAUAGAAGAAGGGAAGAGCCCGCUGAACGCUUCGGAUGUCGAUGGUUUAACUGCUCUCCACCAUGCGAUUUCUGAAGCACACGGCGAAGCUGCCUUGACUCUUCUCAGAGCAGGAGCAGAAGCCGAUAAACGAGAUGCAAACGGCCAGCUUGCUAUUGAACUUUCUCCUGAUUCUAAAGUUCGAAAAUAUAUCCUUGAAACUGCAGAACGAGAGGGCAUUGAGUUGCCAUGA